AUGCCUUCCCUGAUCUUGAGGCAGAAUGUGUUCACUCUGCAGACGGACAUGAGUCGGCGUCAGCUGGAGUUUGAGGCUCGUCAGAUCCGUUCGGCGAUGGAGGAGCAGCUGGGCUCCUGUCAGGAGAUGGAGAGGAGAGCUCAGGCUCGUGUGUCUCGUAUCCAGCAGAUAGAGAAGGACAUCCUGAGACUGGGGGCACGACUACAGGUUGAGGGAGCUCAGGGGGCGAGUGACAGCAGCGGAUUGGCUGGAGCUCAGAGCUCCAGCAGCCGACUGGACCCUGAGCCGGCCAGUGAGACCGGUUAUUCGAUGCCUCGACGAAUCACCAGCCACCUUGGAACCAAGGUGGAGAUGGUGUACAGCCUUCUGUCCAUGUUGGGGACUCACGAUAAAGACGACAUGUCACGGACGCUGCUCGCCAUGUCGAGUUCUCAGGACUCGUGCAUCGCCAUGCGUCAGUCCGGCUGCCUGCCGCUCCUUAUCCAGCUGCUGCACGGCAAUGACAAGGACUCCCUGUUGCUAGGUAACUCCCGCGGCAGCAAAGAGGCCCGUGCGCGAGCGUCGGCAGCACUGCACAACAUCGUCCACAGUCAGCCCGACGACAAGAGGGGCCGGCGGGAGAUCCGAGUGCUCCACCUGCUGGAGCAGGUGCGUCAUUACUGCGAGGCCUGUUGGAGCUGGCAGGAGAACCAUGAGAGGGGCGUCGACCAGGAGGACAACCCCAUGCCGUCUCCGGUGGAGCACCAGAUCUGUCCGGCUGUCUGCGUGCUCAUGAAGCUCUCCUUUGAUGAGGAACAUCGUCACGCCAUGAACGAACUCGGCGGUUUGCAGGCGGUGGCGGAGCUGCUGCAGGUGGACUGUGAGAUGUUCGGUCUGAGCAGCGAUCACUACAGCGUCACUCUGCGGAGAUACGCCGGCAUGGCGCUCACCAACCUCACGUUUGGAGACGUAGCCAAUAAGGCCACGCUGUGCUCCAUGAAAGGCUGCAUGAGAGCGAUGGUCGCUCAGCUGAAGUCUGAGAGUGAAGAUCUGCAGCAGGUGAUAGCCAGCGUUCUGAGGAACUUGUCAUGGCGUGCUGAUGUCAACAGCAAGAAGACGCUGCGUGAGGUGGGCAGCGUGCGGGCGCUGAUGGGCUGUGCUCUCGAGGUGCAGAAGGAGUCGACCCUAAAGUCAGUACUGAGCGCGCUCUGGAACCUGUCGGCGCACUGUACGGAAAACAAGGCAGACAUCUGCGCGGUGGAUGGCGCUUUGGCGUUUCUGGUGGGAACGCUAACACAUCGCAGCCAUACCAACACACUUGCCAUCAUUGAGAGCGGCGGAGGCAUCCUCCGGAACGUUUCCAGCCUCAUCGCCACCAACGAGGCGCACAGGCAGAUCCUUCGAGAGCACGGUUGCCUGCCGACUCUGCUGCAGCACCUCAAGUCCCACAGUUUGACUAUCGUAUCCAACGCCUGUGGCACGCUGUGGAACCUGUCGGCCCGUGACGCCAAAGACCAGGAGGCAUUAUGGGAACUGGGCGCUGUGGGCAUGCUGCGUAACCUUAUCCACUCCCGGCACAAGAUGAUCGCCAUGGGCAGCGCCGCCGCCUUACGUAACUUGAUGGCCAACCGCCCGGCACGCUAUAAAGACACAAAUGUUGUGUCGCCAGGCGCCGGCGCCCCGUCACUGCACGCCCGCAAACAGAAGGCCCUGUUUGAGGAGCUGGAUGCCCAGCAGCUAUCAGAGACCUUCGAUAACAUCGACAACCUGAGCCCCAAAGCAGCACACAGGAAGGGCCGGGGCUGUAAUGGCACCGGAGGAGGGGGAGGCAGCACGACCCGGUCAUACACCAACACGCCAGUGCUGUCGAGCCCAAAGAAUGGAGAAGGAUCGAAGAGGACGAGUGAGGAAGCAGCGUACGCUCGCCCAGUGUUUCCACCCAGCGUCCGGGCGUCGAGCGACAGCCUCAACAGCGUGACGAGCGCAGAUGGCUAUGGCAACCGUGGAAAGACCAAACCGUCAUCAGAGCCGUUCUACUCAUCAGAUGAGAGUGGGGCCAACAAGUGCUGUGUGUACAGGAAGUACCCGGCUGACCUGGCUCAUAAGAUCCGUAGCGCCAACCACAUGGCGGAUGAUGAUGGCGCGGAGCUGGACACGCCCAUUAACUACAGCCUAAAGUACUCUGACGAACAGCUGAAUUCAGGGAGGCAGAGCCCGAGUCACCGCGGCGGUAUAGAGAGCGACGACGACAACGAGCAGGACACCAGACUGAGGCGGAAUGACGGCAGCGAAUCAGCAACUAGCAGCAGCCGAAUGGCGUCGGUCCAACCGCCACGCUACGUCGUUGUCUCGGCAGCAUCAAACUACGGCGGUGACUCGACGGCUGAGCAGCCGAUUGACUACAGCCUGAAGUAUGCAGGCGACGCUGCCCGCAAACCGCUUUUCAAACAAGAAGAGAGCUCCACCCCCUCCCUGCCCCAACCCCCAUCUUCCUCCGCCAACAAGCUCCGCCCCCCACCUCCCGCCGCCAGCCGAGCAGUGCCAAAGAGCAACCAGGAAUCGACACAGACCUACUGUGUGGAGGACACACCCAUCUGCUUCUCCAGAGGCAGCUCGCUGUCCUCGCUGUCCUCAGAGGAGGAGGAGGACAGUGAUGUCAUGGGGAGGAAGAGGAGGGGUGGAAGCGGCGGUGGCAGCAACGACUACCCGACGCUUCCUGUCAGCGAGAAGGACGCACACGAGCAGCAGCAGCAGCGGCAGCAGAAGGAGGCGGAGAGUCAGACUGCUGCUGCUCCCUCCACACGAGGUCGCCGAGGUCACCACCACCACCACGGCCACUCUCACCACCACCAUCACCACCACCACUUGACGUCAUCAUCGGGCGCCAGGACUCCCAAAAGCCCGCCGGAGCAGCCAUAUGCCCAGGAGACGCCACUGAUGUUCAGCCGCUGCACGUCAGUCAGCUCCCUCGACAGCUUCUCCACCUCUUCCAUCGCCAGCUCCGUUCGCUCCAGCGAGCCCUGCAGCGGCGUGCCAAGUGGCGUGGUCAGUCCCAGCGACUUGCCCGACAGCCCGGGUCAGACGAUGCCACCAAGCCGUGCCAAGACACCGCCACUUCCACCGCCCACACAGAAAACCAAGGAGGAGGAAAAGGCCAAGAAGAAAGACGAGGAGGAGAGCAGCGCUGACGUCUUGCUGCACUUUGCUACCGAGAGCACGCCGCACGGCUUCUCUCGAGCCUCCAGUCUGAGUGCGCUCAGUCUGGACGAGCCGUACAUAGCGGCAGAGAUGAAGAAGAAGAAGGAGGAGGAGGACGGAGGGGCAGAGGAGAGGAAGGAGGAGCCGACUAAACCAAUCCUGGAUGAAUCAGAUGAUGAUGAUGACAUUGAGAUCUUGGAGGCGUGCAUCAACAUGGCCAUGCCCAAGUCAUCACGGAAACCAAAGAAACAGCAACAAGCAGCGCCAAGGAAACCGAGUCAGCUUCCUGUCUACAAGCUCCUCCCCCCUCAAAGCCGCACCCAGACGCAGCAGAGGAAGGAUGUGCCGCCACCGCCAGAGGAAGUGCCGCGAGUUUACUGUGUGGAGGGAACGCCGCUCAACUUCUCCACCGCCACCUCGCUCAGUGACCUCACUAUUGACUCUCCACCCAACGAGGAGGCAGCAGCAGCCCUUAUACCUGUAGCCCCACCCACCUCCGCCCCAAGGAGGCGGGCCGGAUUUCCUGAGGGCGAGAAUGGCGACGACAUCCUCGCCGAGUGCAUCAGCGCCGCCAUGCCUAAAGCCAAACCUAGGAAGCCGAUCAGAGCAGCAGCUAACAGUGACCACCUGCAAGCUCCACCUCUGCCCCCUCCUCUCCCUCCUCCUGCCCCACCCCCUCUCGGCCCGCAGCAGCAGAAGAAGAAGCCAACGUCACCGGUGAAACCGAUGCCUCAGCGGGCGGCGUACGGCUUCACUGCAACAGCAGCAGCUAAAGCUAAACCCGGCUUUGCCUUCGACUCGCCGCGUCACUACACGCCUAUUGAAGGAACACCGUGCUGCUUCUCACGGAACGACUCGCUGAGCUCGCUGGACUUUGACGAGGACGAUGGUGGUGAGAAGGAUGAAGAGGAGAAGAAAGCAAAAGAAGAAGAAGGCAGGAAGAGGAAGCAGCAGACGGCAGCUGUUUUUCCUCGAACCAAACCUGCAACAAAUCAGACAGCCACGGACGAGAAGCAGAAGUUUGCCAUCGAGGACACGCCCGUCUGCUUCUCCAGAAACUCUUCCCUGAGUUCUCUGAGUGACAUUGACCAGGAGAACAACAACAAGGAGUUUGCGCCGCCGCCGCCGCCGCCGGAGCAGCAAGAUGGAGGCAAAGCAGGAGCAAAGUCUCCGCCUCCUCCUGCAGAGGUGGAGUCCAAGCCCCGCCCCCCUGCAGCCAGCGGCUAUGCCCCCAAAGCCUUCCACGUGGAGGACACGCCUGUCUGCUUCUCCAGGAACUCGUCCCUCAGCUCGCUCAGCAUCGACUCUGAGGAUGACCUGCUGCAGGAGUGCAUCAGCUCCGCCAUGCCCAAGAAGAAGAAGAAAGCUGCCGCCCUCCCCGCUGCCAUUGCCACGCCACUUCCUGUUUUGAAAACUGACGACAGCAUUCUGGCUGAGGAGGAGCCUUCAGAGGCGCCGAGAAGCCCCGCCUCCCCAGACUCGGAGUCCUUUGAUUGGAAAGCCAUCCAGGAAGGCGCCAACUCCAUCGUCAGCAGCCUAAACGCCGCUGCCGCCUCGUCACUGUCCCGCCAACCAUCCUCAGACUCUGACUCCGUGCUGUCCCUUAAGUCCGUCGGCUCGCCCUUCCACCUGCCGACAGCCAAUCACAACGCAGAGGAGGAGGAGGCAGAGGAGAAGGAAGCGAAACGAGGCGCCCGGAUCCUGAAACCUGGCGAGCGCAGCACACUGGAGGCCAAGAAGAAGAAGGAGGAGGAGGAGGAAGAGGAGGCGAAGGCGUUGAGAGGCGGGAAGAAGGUGUACCGAAGUUUGAUCACAGGCAAGCCCAGGGCAGAGCCAGCAGCCAGGGGGCGGAGCAAACCCCGGGCAGCAGCCAUGGCCAAAGCUCCAGGAGGCAGCGACAGCGCCGAUAGAGGUGGGUCCUCUCGGGACUCCACGCCAUCCCGCUCCACUGCAACGGCCAACCAGAAAGGAGGAAAGCUGUCACAGCUGCCACGCACUGCGUCUCCAGGAAGCGCAUCGUCAUCGUCGGCCUCCAGACCCGCCAAACCCAGCGGGACGCCGAGGAGCGGCGGCAUCCCGAGGAGCGAGUCAGCGUCCAGAGUGGGCGGCUCCACGGCUGCCAAGAAGCAGAAGGCGGAGCCUGAGAAGCCGGCACUUGUCCGUCAGUCGACCUUCAUCAAAGAGGCGCCAAGUCCGACGCUGAAGAGGAAGCUGGAGGAGUCGGCGGCGGCAGCAGCGUUGGAAUCCCCGUCCAGCCCUGAUACACCGCUGCCUUCCACAACGAGGAGACACGAUGUCAACCGCUCCCACUCCGAGAGCCCGUCACGUCCCCAGGAAGUGACAUCAUCUCGAUUCAGCCGCACCGGUACCUGGAAGCGAGAAAACGGCGGCGGGGGAGGAGGAGGGAGCGGCGGCAAACACUCAACAUCGCUACCACGGGUGGGCACCUGGAAGAGGACGGGAAGCUCAUCAUCAGUGCUUUCGGCAUCAUCAGAGUCCAGCGAGAAGGGGCGGAGCGAGGAAGAGAGCGCUGUGAGGUCAAAGGGAACCUGGAGGAAGGCUAAGGGUGGCAGCAGCGACUCAGCGGCUGGCCGCGGCUUCGCCGACAAAUCAGAGGACGUGUGGGUUCGUCUGGAGGACUGUCCUGUCAACAACCCGCGCUCCUCCUCCGCCUGCUCCGCCCGUUCGCCCACUGCUGCUAAUGCCCCACCCAUUAUUGACAGCCCCGCCCCCUCCAAGAUCCCCUCUUCCUCCUCUUCCUCCUCCUCCAACCUCAACCUGCGGCGGAGCUGUGAGAGCCUUGACGACAAGCCGCCUGCCGAACGACAACAACAACCGCAGCAGCAGCAGCAGCAGCAGCAGCAGCAGCAGCGCUCGCAGCAGCGCAGCGGCGCCGUGGCGGCUCGCGUCAGCCCCUUCAACUACACGCCCAGCCCCAGGAAGAGCAACACUGAUGUCACCACUGCUACCACCACAGCAACCACCACAACGUCAUCUUCCACAACCCCCACGCGCCCGUCGCUCAUACCCACCCCCGUCACCAAGAAACGGGAGCCAAAAGGUGGAGAGGGGAGCGGUGGGGGCGGGGCCGGCGGCGAACGCGGCUCGUACAUUGUGACAUCAGUCUGAAACAGGAAGAAGAAUCUGCACACAAAAUUGCCACUAUGGCUGAACAGUCGCCACCAUGGAGGAAGUGUAAAUAUGGAGAAACAACAGGAAGUGGUUGUUUGUGAACUGAACUGUACAGGAAGUCAGUCUGUAUUUAAGUGCUAGCCCCGCCCCCUUGCCGCCCUCCUCUUCCUUGAUUGGCUCCUCUUACCUGUCUGUCAAGCUUCUUUAAUCAGCGAGAGAAAACUUUAAAAAUGAACUUUUUAUGUUUUUAUACCACUAAAACGAUGUGUAGCGCUUAGCUCCGCCCCUCUGCCUGUCCCUGCAUGGUCCCACCCCCUCCCUUAAUGAUGACAGUUACCAUGGUGACAUAAAGAUGAUGAUGACAGUAAUGUUUCUGCUAGCUGUAGCGUCCAAGAUGAUUUUCCUGUUUUGUUGAAAGGAGUUUGAUUCUGAACAAACGUCGUCUCUAGAAACGGAUUCUGAACGUCUCAGAUGUCAGUUUGGUUUAAAACCGGCGUCGGUCUCAGAUCUGACUGCAGCAGCAGACCAUCUGACGGACUGGAUCUGCUGCUCCAGGCCACACGUUUGUUCAGAAGCUCUCUGCUGUGUUUGUCUGGAGGAAGUCUGCCGACUGAACAGUUUGUGGAUUCUUGAACUUCCUGGUGAAUUUUGGGGAUUUCGCGAUUCCGGAGAUAUUCGCCCGCCGGCUGAGAACCUCCUGCUCUGUCGCCUUGGAAACACAUAACACUGUAAAACCUAAGUUAUUGCUGUAAACCUGAAAACCUUUUAACUUUGAAGCACAUAAUUUAAAACAGAUUUUUGCCAAAAAGUUUUCAGCGUUCUGUCGAUGGCUGUAAGAUGAUUUUCACUGUUUACUGUCGCUGCUGGACGAAAUGGCUCGAAGGCAAAAACCUUUUAUGUUAAACUGAAGAUGAACAAUAAAAUUCAACACUUGA
Molecule: messenger RNA, 7244 nt
Organism: Stegastes partitus (bicolor damselfish)
Lineage: Eukaryota; Metazoa; Chordata; Actinopteri; Pomacentridae
Gene: apc
Product: APC regulator of WNT signaling pathway
Exons: 14
Coding region: 1-6306 (2101 amino acids)
Biological process (GO): negative regulation of canonical Wnt signaling pathway; Wnt signaling pathway; cell fate specification
Cellular component (GO): catenin complex; beta-catenin destruction complex; cytoplasmic microtubule
Molecular function (GO): beta-catenin binding; microtubule binding; gamma-catenin binding
Source: RefSeq, a predicted model, not a curated record